UGGGGCCAUGAGGCAUGUUGCUCACAUCCUCCAUGCUUAGGUAAAAGAGUAUUACGGGUAGAUAGAACCAAUGCUGGUAGCCUCUGUCUGAAAUGGGGAGCACCGGCAAGGUGUUAGGAUUCUUCAACAGGAGACAAAGUCUCUUCCCCAACUACAAAGUUAAAGGUUCUGACGUUAAUCGAAGAUCUUCGGAGAUUGUUUAUCCAUCAGCAAAGGAGAGCUGCGUGAGGACAUGGAACUCUUUGCAAGAGCUGAGCAAAGACAUCUAUGACAUCUAUGCCGAAUACGAAGAUGAAGAAGAUGAUGCCCAGCAUGGCAUCUCCAGACAGAUUUCCCCAUCCAAGAAUUAUACUAUCAACAUCAAUGUAGGUGGGACGCCCUUCCAAAUUGCCUACAAGAUGGCAGCCAGGUACCCCAAGACCAGAAUUGGACGACUGGCCACUUACACCGACCACAAUAUGAAACUGGACCUAUGUGACGACUUUAAUGUGACCAGCAAUGAGUUCUUCUUUGACAGAGACCCUGAUAUCUUUCACAGCAUCUUUAAUUUCUACCGCACUGGCGUAUUGUGGAUCAAGGACGAACUAUGCCCCCGCAACUUUCUGGAGGAGAUCAACUACUGGGGAGUGAGGAUCAAGAACACCCACCGUUGCUGCCGAAUCUCCUUCGAAGAGAGACAGGACGAGCUGAACGAACAGCUGAAGAUCCAGCGAGAGCUGGAAGCUGAGGUGGAGAUCGAGGAGAAUGAAGCACUCUUCCAAGACAUGUUCAUGGGCCAGAGGCGGCGAGCUAUCUGGAACUUAAUGGAAAAGCCAUUUUCUUCAGUCAAGGCCAAGCUAAUGGCAGUGACCUCCAGUCUGUUCGUCCUGAUCUCACUUGUUGCCAUGACAUUGAACACAGUGGAGGAGAUGCAGUACAGAGCUCACAUGGGGCAGCUCAGUGGUAAGACCUACUGGGAGUAUGUAGAAUCACUGUGCAUUGCCUUCUUCACCAUGGAGUAUCUGCUACGUCUGGUAUCCACCCCUGACCUCAAAGCCUUCAGCAGAAGUGUGCUCAACACUGUGGACCUGAUUGCUAUUCUGCCUCAGUACCUCCAGGCCAUCCUGGAAUUCUUUGACAACAAGGAAAACUACAUGAAGCAUGAGGCUGACAUACAAGCUGUGGGGCAGGUUGGAAAACUCGGGCAAGUCCUGCGUAUUAUGAGACUGAUGCGAAUCUUUCGCAUCCUGAAGCUAGCGCGACACUCCACAGGCUUGCGGGCAUUCGGCUUCACUCUGCGACAGUGCUACCAACAAGUCGGCUGCCUAUUCCUCUUCAUCGCCAUGGGGAUCUUCAGCUUUUCAGCUAUGGUGUACACUGUGGAACAUGACAUGCCGCAAACAAACUUCACCAGCAUUCCUCAUGCAUGGUGGUGGGCAUCUGUCAGCAUCUCGACGGUGGGCUAUGGCGAUGUUUACCCAGAGACCAUCCUGGGCCGUCUGUUUGCUUUCAUCUGUAUUGCUUUUGGAAUCAUCCUCAAUGGUUUGCCCAUUUCCAUUCUCUUCAACAAGUUCUCAGACUACUACUCCAAACUGAAGUCCAACCAGUACACAGCCUCCCUGAAGAAUCGAGGGAAAGUGAGGUUCGCCAAGAGGUCAGCACAGAAGCUCAACGACUGCUUUGGAAUAGGCCACCGCCAUGCAGACUAAAGAAAUUGCAUACAAUAAUACCUUUGGGAUAUUUGUCCAGAACAAUUUUUAUUACACUCAAGACAAUUUUUAAAACUUUGCUGCCUUAAGAAACCUGAAUAGAUGCAGAUAGAAUACCAAAUGCUGGAUAAAAACCUCAGGGCAGAUUAAUUUUCUAUUGUUGGGAGAAUCAUAAGGAUUUAUCAAUAUUUAAUUUUGUUAUUAUAACUAUUUUGAAACAAAGUAACUCUUUAAAAAACAACACUACACUGUCAUUGCACAGCCAAAUCUGUCAUUAUUAUAGUGAAAAAAAUCAGAAAGAAAACAUGGCAUGAAAGAGCAAUAAUAGCCAUUAAAAAAAUAAUUAUUGUCCUCUUUACCUGCUCCCAAAAAGCAAUUAUUGCAAUUUCAUCUAUAUUUCGCUCUUUUGCCCUUAAUCAUUUACAGUAUUUCUAAAUCAGUUGCAGUUUAUUCGCACAUCAUCAAAUACAGUACAUGAUCAUACGCUAGCAGUUCACAUGUUAAGAUGGGCGAAUAGGACACUCCAAAGAAGCUAUUCAAAGCUUUUAGCAGGGGCCCAGUUAGACAACACACACACACACGCACACACACACACAUUCGCACUCACACGGACACACACACACACAUACACACACAUACAAUUAACUGUGGAUAAUUUCAAAAUUUUGGUUACGUUGGAUUUGAUAUGAGACACCAGUAGUGUUAUUCAAAGAAUCAGCAUGUUAUUUAUACAUUGCUAGGAGAUGAGUUUUGAGUUUUUUCUUAAAGAUGGAGAUGGAAUGUGACAUUUUAAGUGUUUCGUCCAGUUCAUUCCAAAUCUGUGGUCCUUUGCACACAAUGCUAAAGCUUGUACACUUUAGCCUUCGUUUUUCCCCUGUGAUUUGAUGUUUUCUUCUGGUAGUAUAUGUGUGUUGAGGAGUACAGACUGGGAUGAGGUCACCUAAUUUAUACUGUAGCCUAUAGAUAGUCUGAUACAUUACACACGCAUUUUGGUAAUAGUUGUGGUCUUUAAGCCUCAGAAGGUGGUGGCGGUGAAAAAUUAUUUUAGUUGGAGCAUUAAACUCAGACCAUGUCAGGGCACGUUUAACUUUUUUCUGUAGUAUUUCAAGCUUUUUUAUAUAAGUUGGAUAUGUGUUGCACCAUAUGACAUUACAGUAUUGUAAGUGUGGUUCAAAUAAAGAUUUAUACAAAAUGAGAAGUGCAGAGAGUGGGAGAUAGUGUCUCAAUUUAAAGAAAAGAGCAGCAUAUUUUGCCAGUUUAUUUGUAAGAUCAUCAAUAUGUUUUCUAAAAUUAAGGCACUCAUCAAUACGGACUCCCAAAAAUUUUGUAGAGUCGCCACUUUCAAUGUUUUCUCCGUUUAUAUUUAGGCAGAUUUGUUUAGUGGCUUGUUUUUUAUGGGAGCGAAACACAAUGUAAUUUGUUUUAUUGAUAUUUAGAGAUAGUUUAUUACAUUUCAACCAUGUGUCUAUUUUCUUUAAUUCAUUAUUUAUGAUUUGCUCUAGUGCAGUUGGAUUUUUAUGGGAAAAAAACAAAUUUGUAUCAUCAGCAAAUAUUACCUUAUGUAAAACGGAUGUGGAAUUAACAAAAUCAUUAAUAUACAGGUUGAAGAGGAGCGGCUCUAAGAUGUAGCCCUGGGGGAUUCCAUGUUUGAUGAGUUUGUAUGAUGAUUUAGAAUUGUUAAUGUUGACAUACUGAUGUCGUCCAGACAGAUAACUACGGAACCAGUCUAGUGCUAGGCCUCUAAUCCCAUAACGCUGCAGUUUAUUGAUGAGUAUUUCAGUGUUAAUGGUGUCGAAUGCUUUGGAUAGGUCUAAAAAAAAUGCCAACUCCAAAGUCACCUUUGUCGAUUGCAUCAUAGACUUUUUCUGUUAAGUCAAGUACUGCCAUAUAUGUAGUAUUUUCUUUUCUGAAUCCAUAUUGUGAUGGGACAAUGAUGUUUAGUUUGUCUAGAUAGUUAUUGAGUUUGUUGUGGACUACUCUUUCUAAAACCUUCGAGAGGUUAGGCAGAACUGAUAUUGGCUGGUAAUUGCUCAGAUCAUUUUUAUUCCCAGAUUUAAAGAUUGGUAUGAUUCGUGCAAUUUUUGCGAUUUGGGGCACCACUCCAGAGAGCAAAGACAGAUUGAUGCAGUGGGUUAGAGGUGCAGUGAUAAUGUUGGAGAUACUUUUCAGAAUUUUAUUGGAUAUUCCAUCUGCUCCAGCUGAGUUUGACUUCUUCAUAUUCAUGAUUAUUUUAUGUACUCCACCACAAUUAGUUGGAUUCAGAAAAAAUGAGCCCAGGUAGUUGCCUGAUAAACAGUCUCUAAAGGAGGCAUUUUGAGGCUGACUGAUUUUACUAGAGAUGCUGCUACCAAUAGAGACAAAACAAUCGUUAAAUUUGUCAGCAAUGUAUUUGUUACAUGGGAUAGGCUCUAGCACCCCAGCGAGGUUCAGCGGUUCAGAAGAUGAAUGAAUAUAUUUAUCAUUGUUUGACACAAGGGUGUAGGUUUGCAUAGGGACGGUAGGGACAAAACCGACUUUUCACGAUGCUCAAAUUGUCCCCACCAACUUUUAAGCAACCUUCUUUGCAUUAUAUAAUGUGUUCAGUUAUAUAGGUCAUUUAGCUUGUCUUCCCAUAUGUUGUAACGAUAGAAUUGACCCUACCGUUAAUAAGUGAAUUAUUUUCAGACUUACAUUUACCCCUUUUUUACUUGCUGAAUGAGCCAGUCCAUGUUUUUUUUUUCCUCAAAUGCACGUUAGACUGGCUGAUGAGUUGACCCCCAAUCCUCUCCACACACACGCACACUCUCUCACAGUACAGAAUUACGUUACAUGUCGACAUGCCGCCUCCUCCGCCCGCUUCGAAGAGGACGGAUAUUAGAAUUAUUUUUUUCAGCCAGCAGCCGCUAUAAGUAAUGUGAAAAGUCAUUGUUGUGAAGGUGGGAAACACACCACUAAUUUUGCUACUGAAAGUCCGACCUGCAUCACAGUUUAGCAUUACCAUUACAUUAAACUGUGUGAACUUGCUAACCUGAGUGGGAAACUGCUUAGGAGAAGUGUCCUCCUGUAUGUGUUUUCUACUAUGUUAACGUUAAUUAAACUGUGAGAAAUACAGUGAACUCUGUUAAGCUGUAAGAAAUGUAGUGAACCAAGGUUUACUCCCUUCUCCCCAGUUUUCAUUUUUAUUUUGCUUAUUUGGUCUUAAAGCAACCCAAAGGAGCUUUCAUUUUUUGUUAAGUUUGGCUGUGCUUGUGGACAAAAACAAUAGUGUUUCUCCUGAAGGAAGGCUCCAUUAUUUAUUUUAGUUAUUCCCUGACUAUGAUUUUUUUUUUUUGCUAUAUUUAAUUUAUUUAAACAGACAAUUAUGAGUGGUAUUAAGACAAGUGUUAUUUUUUGCAUUCCUGGAUACUUACGAGAUGAUUAAUAAGUUUGUAUUUCUUGUGUAUGUUAUAUUAUUUGUGUUCAAAUAAUGUAAUUUAGUUUUUUAAAUAAAAUCCAGACAUUUAUUCUUGGAAGUCUUCAAAAUGUUUCUUUAGUAGCUUUUGAAAAAAAAAGUUUUGAAUCUAACAGUGUAUCACCUGAACCAAUACAUAUGCACUGCAAAAACCUACCUCCUUAAAACUGGAAAAUAAAUAAAUAAAUAAAUAAAUAAAUCCCGUUUUCAGUGUAAAUAAGUGAAAUUAUCUUCCAGUGCUUCAAGUAAAUUUUACUCAGAUUUCUUGAAAUAAGAAAAAUAGCUAGCUGAAAAUAAGCUUAAAGACUUAUUUUAAGCAAAAGGUUUGUAUAUCUAAUCUUGAAUGAGAUACUGUAGUGCCUUUUCUCGUAGGCACCGUCUAACUGUUUGCAUUACUCUAACACACACAAUAUAAAAUAAAUAGCACUUAUACCAUAGUUUAAGGAAAACAAGCAGAAUAUCGGGCAUAAAAGUUAUACGACGCCUUCUUAUCACGGAAGC
Molecule: messenger RNA, 5619 nt
Organism: Corythoichthys intestinalis (scribbled pipefish)
Lineage: Eukaryota; Metazoa; Chordata; Actinopteri; Syngnathiformes; Syngnathidae
Product: potassium voltage-gated channel subfamily V member 2-like
Exons: 2
Coding region: 93-1688 (531 amino acids)
Biological process (GO): protein homooligomerization; potassium ion transmembrane transport
Cellular component (GO): membrane; voltage-gated potassium channel complex
Molecular function (GO): voltage-gated potassium channel activity
Source: RefSeq, a predicted model, not a curated record